This is a messenger RNA of Aedes albopictus (Asian tiger mosquito), 1225 nucleotides long. RefSeq lists its product as uncharacterized. The record is from RefSeq and is a predicted model, not a curated record. The transcript is spliced from 2 exons. Lineage: Eukaryota; Metazoa; Arthropoda; Insecta; Diptera; Culicidae. The coding region runs from base 138 to 605 and encodes 155 amino acids.
GUUUUGUUUUGUUUACGUAUUCGACCCAAAUCCAUCGGCAAAUUUGCGUCGUUUGCGUGGCUAGUGAAAUUAUUUGAAAUUUAAUUAUACGAAUUAUUCGAUGUUUUCUAUUGUGAGUAAUUAGCGCAGCAGCAAGAAUGAAACCAGCUACGGCCAAGCUGCUGGAUCUCAGAGCCGACGUUCUUCGCCAAGUCGUACACGAGCGACAAAUGUUGGUGACACCGAAUUUGUUUUGCAUUGGUGGAUCUGUACGAUUCGCUAGAUUCCGCCUGAGAACGAAUCUUGGAAGAAUAUCUCGCAGUGUCCCUAUCAUGUUGCCAGUCGGUGGAAUUGCUGAGAUGAUGCACGGGAGUUUCAGAGUACCGGAUCUGGACGGGAUGCAGCUGAAAUUUGUCGCUGCCCAACCGGAACCUUGUCCAGCUGCCGGAAGCACCCCAGUUCAUCCUCCUCGAAUGACAGUUUCUUGGACAGCGAAGAAGAGGCACGGCGAUGUGAUAUCAAAGAACCCAGCGAUUGAAGCAGAAGAUGGAUGCUGCACGCGGGAAGCGACAACAAGUUUAAACUGUAAGCGGAAAACCGAGAUAAACUGUAGGAUCCAAAGUUGAAGAUCCCCUCGUGCCGACAGUACAGUGGUGAAAUAAAAAGGUGGUAAAAUUGCGUAACUGGAGAUGGAUAUCCUAGACGAUGAGUGGAAGAUUACCGAGCCGGAACGGCAGAACCGAAAAUACAAGAGCUUGCUCCAGAUUAUAAAGAAGCGUGAGAAGGCCAGGAAGUGGACAGGAUCCAGCUGUAUCAUAUGUCGAUGAACAGCAAAAACGAGGACAAGGAGUAUGCGGUGGUGGAGGAAAGAUUAAUGCCAUAGACUUAAUAUUGCUUUUUUCAUUGAAAAUUUUCCUUACCUCGCUGAGUUAUAUGACGUUUUCUCCCAGCGAAAGCUUACGCGAUACAGCAAAUCGUUAAAUUUCACACUAACACAGCAAAACAUUUGUCAACAAUAACAUAAUACACAUGCAUUUUCAGCGAAAUGCUCUAUUUGCAUGACAACAAUUCACUCCCACAGCUAACGGAUGACCGCCGUCAAAUAUCAGGAUUGCCAACUGUCCGGCGCUUGCUGUCAAAUCUCUUUGUCGCCGAAUCUGGCGCUGGGUCUUCGGCGCGGAAACCCAAAGGUGGAAAUAAAAUUUUGGGGUUUGCGCGCAAUAGUAAUGCUCCCGAAUGCAGAGCA